Molecule: messenger RNA, 986 nt
Organism: Saprolegnia parasitica CBS 223.65
Lineage: Eukaryota; Oomycota; Saprolegniomycetes; Saprolegniales; Saprolegniaceae
Exons: 1
Coding region: 27-911 (294 amino acids)
Source: RefSeq, a predicted model, not a curated record
UGCCGAUUUCCGGAUCAACCAGGACCAUGCAGGACGACGCGCAGGCCAACAAGGACAAGGACCGCGUCCGCCGCCACCACUGGAUCCCCAAGUACGAGGUCGAGUUCGGCCUCCAGAUCGUCGAGCGCCAUCCGCACACGGGCGAGGUCAUCUUGGCCGUCUGCGGCCUCUGCAAGGCGUUUGGCCGCGAGGUGCGCGAGAAGGACGAGGAGCCCUUGUCGCCGACGAGCAGCAACCAGCGCAAGCGCCGCCGUGGCCUGACGACGACCAAGUACUUUCGCUCGUUCCGCGUCGACAACAUUCGUAGCCACCUGAGCGGCGCGCACCCAGUGCGCUGGCACGAGUACCAAGUGCUCGCAAAGAACGAAGAGCUGCGCCGGAGCUUCCUCGCCCAGACGCCGAGCAUGGGCUCGCUGAACCUCAUGUCGUCGCUGCCGAUGACAAUGAUGGGCAUGGCCACGGGCAUGGACGAAACAAGCGACUUGGAUGGCACCGACCCGUCCGUGCUCUCGAUGGGCGCCGUGACGCCGUCGGCGCGGACGCCGCCGCCCAGCGCCAAGCGCCCGAGCCCCGCGCCUGUGAACGUGGCCAACAUCAUGCUCAACAACCCGCACGGGAAGCGCCCGCCGCCGCUCGACCCCAAGACGAUCGAGCUCCAAAAGUACCAGCUCGAUUGGGAGCGCCUCGAGUUUGAGCGCAUGCGCUUCCAGAAGGAGUUGCAGAUGAAGGACCUCGAGGAGAAGCAGCUCGAGCGCAAGCUGCGCCACGAAAAGGAAAUGCGCGAGAAGGACCGCGAGCUCGAGCUCGAGAAGGCCAAGAUCGAGCAAGACAAGUUCAACAAACUCGUCGACAUUCUGCGCGCGACGCUCGGCAAUGCUGCGGCGACUGCGGCCGCGACCGCCAUUGUAUGAACCGAGGAGGAUCCUGCCAUCUUUUUAAUGUAGUACGAGCACCGUCCAUCUGCCUUUCCCGCUGACCGUCGUCGC